Messenger RNA from Aspergillus melleus, 705 nucleotides. Its product is annotated as EXPERA domain-containing protein. The record is from RefSeq and is a predicted model, not a curated record. Lineage: Eukaryota; Fungi; Ascomycota; Eurotiomycetes; Eurotiales; Aspergillaceae. The coding region runs from base 1 to 705 and encodes 234 amino acids. The transcript has 3 exons. Gene Ontology annotation, molecular function: steroid Delta-isomerase activity; C-8 sterol isomerase activity; cholestenol delta-isomerase activity. Gene Ontology annotation, cellular component: endoplasmic reticulum; membrane. Gene Ontology annotation, biological process: sterol biosynthetic process.
AUGACAGUUCCAGUUCCCCACCCUUACUAUCCCUUGGACGCAGUGAUCCCCAACUACGUUCCUAGGGAAUUGAGCACCCCGGCAAUCCUUGCGACGUUCACCGUCGCUUCCGUAUCCAUUCUUUCAGCUGCCAAAAUCAUCGCGACAACCGUGAACCCUAGAAUCAAGACCUCCGAGCUCUUAACGGUUCUGUGGUUUGCACUAUGCGGCGGCAUCCACCUCAUCCUUGAAGGCUACUAUGCUCUUAACUGGGCCACGCUCCCGAGCUCCCAACACCUCCUCGCACAACUCUGGAAAGAAUACUCCUUGUCGGAUUCGCGUUAUCUCACAUCUGAUGCCUUUAUGAUGAUCAUGGAGUCGAUGACGGCCUGGGCCUGGGGGCCGUUGUCCUUCCUCGUCGCCGGUUUUAUCGUCACCGAUAACCCCUUCCGCCACCCCCUGCAAAUCAUCAUCUCCACUGGCCAGCUUUACGGGAAUAUACUGUACUAUGGGAUCUGUGCGUUUGACUUUCUGGUCCAUGGAGUUGAGUACUCGAGGCCCGAGAACUAUUACUUCUAUGGGUACUUUGUGUUCUUGAAUUCGUUCUGGAUUGUCAUUCCUAUUGUGCUUAUCGCAAGCAGCAUAAAGGCUUGCGGGGGAGCAUUUGCGGAGGCCAAAAAGGCGAAGACGGUCGGGAUGAAUGGAAGUGCCAAGAAAAGGACUUAA